CAUUUGGUGAAAUAAACUUAAAACGAUGACAGCCAAAAUUAUUUUUAUGAUUAUUUAUUUGUGUAUCAUUCAGCGGAUUAAUUAUGUCUACGGUGCAACUCGAACAUCAACAGCAUCGGCAACUUCUGACACAACUGAUUGUGGUAGUUUAUCCAAGCUAUAUAUGCCAAAUGCUCACGAGAGGUAUGUGAUCAACGGUACAAAAUACAACUCUAUCGCAAAUAUAUACUGUGAUGCGGGAUACAGAGAGCAAAAUCAAAUGCAGAUAAAAGGAGUUACAAAAACUUUGAUUAGAUGUAACGAGAAUGGAACAUGGGAAAAUCUACCAAUUUGUGUUAGAAAAGAUUGUGGCAGUAUUUGGAUGUUGAAUAUACCAAAUGCCCGCGACAGGCGCGAGAUGAACGGUACAAAAUACAGCUCGGUUGCAAAUAUUAGCUGUGAUGUGGGAUAUAGAGCACAGAAUAAAAUUCAUACAGAGAGCAUUACAAGUACUUUGAUAAGAUGUUACGAGAAUGGAACAUGGGGAAAUCUACCAACUUGUGUUAGGAAAAACUGUGGGAAAACAGAAAAUUUACAUAUAAACAACACACAAUCAAUAAAUCUGAGAAGAGAAAAUACUACGACAUUUGAAUCGAACGCUACUGUUUUGUGCAAGACUGGAUAUGCAGUAACCGGAGAAUACGGUCGUCCAAAGAAGCAGUAUGAAAUAACUUGUGGUUCAUCCGGAAGAUGGGAAACAGUUAAGGCCUGUAUCAGAAUAGACUGUGGGAAAACAGAAAAUUUACAUAUAAACAACACACAAUCAAUAAAUCUGAGAAGAGAAAAUACUACGACAUUUGAAUCAAACGCUACUGUUUUGUGCAAGACUGGAUAUGCAGUAACCGGAGAAUACGGUCGUCCAAAGAAGCAGUAUGAAAUAACUUGUGGUUCAUCCGGAAGAUGGGAAACAGUUAAGGCCUGUAUCAGAAUAGACUGUGGGAAAACAGAAAAUUUACAUAUAAACAACACACAAUCAAUAAAUCUGAGAAGAGAAAAUACUACGACAUUUGAAUCAAACGCUACUGUUUUGUGCAAGACUGGAUAUGCAGUAACCGGAGAAUACGGUCGUCCAAAGAAGCAGUAUGAAAUAACUUGUGGUUCAUCCGGAAGGUGGGAAACAGUUAAGGCCUGUAUCAGAAUAGACUGUGGGAAAACAGAGAAUUUACAUAUAAACAACACACAAUCAAUAAAUCUGAGUAGAGAAAAUGCUACGAAAUUUGAAUCGAACGCUACUGUUUUGUGCAAGACUGGAUAUGCAGUAACGGGAGUAUACGGUCGUCCAAAGAAGCAGUAUGAAAUAACUUGUGGUUCAUCCGGAAGGUGGGAAACAGUUAUGGACUGUAUCAGAAUAGAUUGUGGAAACAUAGACAUGCUGAAUAUAUCAAAUGCUAACAGCUGGUUUAAUUUCACUGAUACAAAAUACCUGUCGAAUGCUACUAUUAGCUGUGAUACUGGGUAUACUGAUCAAAACAAACCUCAGGUAUUGGAUAUAUCAACAUCUUGGAUAACAUGCUCUGCCAAUGGGACAUGGGCAAAUGUACCGAAGUGUGUAAGGAAAGAUUGUGGAAACAUAGACAUGCUGAAUAUAUCAAAUGCUAACAGCUGGUUUAAUUUCACUGAUACAAAAUACCUGUCGAAUGCUACUAUUAGCUGUGAUACUGGGUAUACUGAUCAAAAUAAACCUCAGGUAUUGGAUAUAUCAACAUCUUGGAUAACAUGCUCUGCCAAUGGGACAUGGGCAAAUGUACCGAAGUGUGUAAGGAAAGAUUGUGGAAACAUAGACAUGCUGAAUAUAUCAAAUGCUAACAGCUGGUUUAAUUUCACUGAUACAAAAUACCUGUCGAAUGCUACUAUUAGCUGUGAUACUGGGUAUACUGAUCAAAAUAAACCUCAGGUAUUGGAUAUAUCAACAUCUUGGAUAACAUGCUCUGCCAAUGGGACAUGGGCAAAUGUACCGAAGUGUGUAAGGAAAGAUUGUGGAAACAUAGACAUGCUGAAUAUAUCAAAUGCUAACAGCUGGUUUAAUUUCACUGAUACAAAAUACCUGUCGAAUGCUACUAUUAGCUGUGAUACUGGGUAUACUGAUCAAAAUAAACCUCAGGUAUUGGAUAUAUCAACAUCUUGGAUAACAUGCUCUGCCAAUGGGACAUGGGCAAAUGUACCGAAGUGUGUAAGGAAAGAUUGUGGAAACAUAGACAUGCUGAAUAUAUCAAAUGCUAACAGCUGGUUUAAUUUCACUGAUACAAAAUACCUGUCGAAUGCUACUAUUAGCUGUGAUACUGGGUAUACUGAUCAAAAUAAACCUCAGGUAUUGGAUAUAUCAACAUCUUGGAUAACAUGCUCUGCCAAUGGGACAUGGGCAAAUGUACCGAAGUGUGUAAGGAAAGACUGCGGUAAUGUACACUACAUCAGCAUAAAUAAUGCAGCCAACAGACGUCUGCAUAAUGACACCAAGUACACUUCAACAGCAGAAAUAGACUGUGACGAAGGAUACUAUAACAUCAACGACAUUCAGACAAGUGGAAUUUCAACAACAACAAUAAGAUGUUCUGAGAAUGGAACAUGGGUUUACAUGCCUACGUGCGUACGAAAAGACUGCAGUGACAUACACAACAUCAGCAUAAAGAAUGCACUUAAAAGACGUAUGCAUAAUGACACCAAGUACACUUCAACAGCCGAGAUAGACUGUGACGAAGGAUACUACAACAUUAACGACAUUCAGACAAGUGGAAUUUCAACAACAACAAUAAGAUGUUCUGAGAAUGGAAUGUGGGUGAACGUGCCUACAUGCGUACGGAAAGAUUGUGGAAACAUAGACAUGCUGAAUAUAUCAAAUGCUAAAACCAAGAUUGUUUUUACUGAUACAAAAUACCAGUCGAAUGCUACUAUAAGCUGUGAUACUGGGUAUACUGAUCAAAAUAAACGUCAGACAUUGGGUAUAUCAACAUAUUUGAUAACAUGCUCUGCCAAUGGAACAUGGGCAAAUGUACCACAGUGUGUAAGGAAAG
Mercenaria mercenaria is the source of this 3047-nucleotide messenger RNA. Its product is annotated as sushi, von Willebrand factor type A, EGF and pentraxin domain-containing protein 1-like. The annotation marks the transcript as partial. The transcript has 15 exons. Gene Ontology annotation, biological process: leukocyte tethering or rolling; response to cytokine; heterophilic cell-cell adhesion. The record is from RefSeq and is a predicted model, not a curated record. Lineage: Eukaryota; Metazoa; Mollusca; Bivalvia; Venerida; Veneridae. Gene Ontology annotation, cellular component: external side of plasma membrane. Gene Ontology annotation, molecular function: oligosaccharide binding; sialic acid binding.